Molecule: messenger RNA, 1174 nt
Organism: Onychomys torridus (southern grasshopper mouse)
Lineage: Eukaryota; Metazoa; Chordata; Mammalia; Rodentia; Cricetidae
Gene: Commd7
Product: COMM domain containing 7
Exons: 9
Coding region: 113-715 (200 amino acids)
Biological process (GO): tumor necrosis factor-mediated signaling pathway; negative regulation of DNA-templated transcription
Molecular function (GO): NF-kappaB binding
Source: RefSeq, a predicted model, not a curated record
GCGGUCCGGAUAACGGUGGCAGAGAGUGUGGCGAAAGUGCGGCUGCGGAAGCGCAGCGAGGCCGGGGAGGAGGAAGCGAGCGCCGCUGCGGGGCUGCGGGGCUCCCGGCGCCAUGGGCCGCCUGCACUGCACGCAGGACCCGGUGCCCGAGGCCGUGCGCGGCGACAUGCAGCAGCUGAACCAGCUGGGCGCGCAGCAGUUCUCAGCCCUGACAGAAGUGCUUUUCCAUUUCCUAACUGAGCCCAAAGAGGUGGAGCGCUUUCUGGCUCAGCUCUCGGAAUUUGCCACUGCCAAUCAGAUGAGUCUUGGCCCCCUCAAAAGCAUCAUGAAAAGCCUCCUUCUGGUUCCGAAUGGGGCAUUGAAGAAGGGGCUCACUGCAGAGCAGGUGCGGACUGAUCUCCUGACUCUAGGUCUUAGUGAGGAGAAAGCUACUUACUUUUCUGAAAAGUGGAAGCAGAAUGCUCCAACCCUUGCACAAUGGGCCAUAGGUCAGACCCUGAUGAUUAACCAGCUGAUUGAUAUGGAGUGGCGAUUUGGAGUGACAUCUGGAAGUAGUGAAUUAGAGAAAGUGGGAAGCAUAUUUUUACAGUUAAAGUUGGUGGUUAAGAAAGGAAAACAAACUGAAAACGUGUACAUAGAGUUAACUUUGCCUCAGUUCUACAGCUUCCUGCAUGAGAUGGAGCGAGUCAGAGCAAGCAUGGAGUGCCUCAGCUGAUCUGUUUCUUGUUCCCUUGUUCCUGCCUCUUCCCUAAUGGCUGCUCCAGGAGCCCCCGCCACCUUGGGAGCCCAGGUGCAGAAUUUCUGGAAAAACAGGGCCCAGUACUUGAGGAGUCCUGCUUGACUCCUCUGUAAGCUCCUCAUGGGAACCGCCACUUCCCAUCUCCUGGGAUGAGUUUUACACCUAGAUGCUCCAACAGCUAUUACAUCUAGGAUUGUUUUCUUUCUUUUGGGGGGUACUUUCACCUCCUAUUAAACAGAGUAAACAAAUGGUUCCUUCAGUCAAAUGGCUGAGUGCUUGUUUGUGGCCGAGGAAGAGGCUGGCAGUAUGGCUGGCUUGUCUGGAGAGGUCCUUUCUAUUUCACUUUAUUUGGAGGGGGAGGGGCAUCGCCAGCCAGUGUUUGCUGAGUCAUGUGUGUGAAAGUCUGUAAAGAACUGAGGCAAGACCCUGUCAUGA